Uncinocarpus reesii 1704 is the source of this 1197-nucleotide messenger RNA. Its product is annotated as calcium/calmodulin-dependent protein kinase. NCBI's taxonomy places the organism in Eukaryota, Fungi, Ascomycota, Eurotiomycetes, Onygenales, Onygenaceae. Bases 1 to 1197 code for a protein of 398 amino acids. Gene Ontology annotation, biological process: protein phosphorylation; cellular response to oxidative stress. The transcript is spliced from 3 exons. The record is from RefSeq and is a predicted model, not a curated record. Gene Ontology annotation, molecular function: calcium/calmodulin-dependent protein kinase activity; ATP binding.
AUGGAGACUUCAUCGCUCACCAACAAAAGGGCACUAUACAAAUUUGGAAGGACACUAGGCGCAGGGACAUACGGGAUUGUUCGCGAAGCAGAUGGGCCAAACGGGAAAGUAGCUGUCAAGAUCAUUCUCAAGAAGAAUGUCAAAGGCAACGAACAAAUGGUCUACGAUGAGCUUGACAUGCUGCAGCGUCUACACCAUCCUCACAUCGUCCGCUUUCAUGACUGGUUUGAAUCUAGAGACAAAUACUACAUAGUCACCCAAUUGGCCACUGGCGGAGAACUGUUCGAUAGAAUUUGCGAUUACGGAAAAUUCACGGAAAAGGAUGCAUCUCAGACACUCUUGCAAGUGCUGGACGCUGUCAAUUAUUUACAUGAGCGGAAUGUUGUUCAUCGAGAUUUGAAACCCGAGAACCUCCUUUACCUUACCCGUGCUCAAGAUUCAGAACUCGUGUUGGCCGACUUUGGCAUUGCAAAAAUGCUGGACAACCCCACGGAUGUCCUCACAACCAUGGCAGGAUCUUUUGGCUACGCUGCUCCGGAGGUCAUGUUGAAACAAGGCCAUGGAAAAGCUGUUGACAUGUGGUCUCUGGGGGUCAUUACAUAUACGCUACUGUGCGGCUAUUCUCCUUUCCGCUCGGAGAACCUCCAGGACCUGAUUGAUGAGUGCCGAAGCGGAAGUAUUGUAUUUCACGAACGAUACUGGAGGGAUGUUUCCAAGGAUGCCAAAGAUUUCAUCCUAACACUUCUACAGCCCGAUCCAACCAAACGAGCUACAAGUAAGGAAGCACUCCAGCAUCGCUGGUUGAAGGGAGAGACCGCUACGGACCACAACUUGUUGCCAGAACUCAAGGCGUAUAUGGCCAAGGCUCGCCUAAAGCGUGGCAUCGAAAUCGUCAAAUUAGCGAACCGCAUUGAGGCGCUUAAAAUGCAAGGAGAUGACGAUGAAGAUAUUCCUAGCGCCGUUCCAGAGGAUACAGCUGUCGCACCAAAAAGCGGACCAGCAGACCUGGCUUCUCCAAAAGUGCCUGAAACGGCGCCCCCGCCCACAACCAAAAAACGAAGUCUUAGUAAAGCGGCCAAAAGUGCUAUCUUCCGCGAAGUUGUCCUCGCCAAAGUUCGCCAAAUGAGACAAGAUGAGCAGAAGGAGAAGGUGGAGAAAGAGGUAUUGGAGAGAGUUGAAAAGGAGAAGCAAAAAUAG